AAUACACAGACGAGGGGGAGAGAGAGAGAAAGAAAAACCUUGGAUCUACAGAUCUCCUCUCUUUCUCUCUCUUUCAUUCGCUAUACAAAACCCUUUCUCGCUGUCAUUCCUUUCUCUUCUCUUUUUGUGCUUCCUCAAAACGUUCCUUCUCUCCCUCUCAAAUGAAAACCCUCCAACCCUGUGGUUUGAGAGGAUUACAGGCCGUCUGAUCUCUGAUUUUCUUUUCCUGUGCCGUUAGAUCUCCGGCAAUGGGAGCCUGUUGCGCCAAAUUCUCCUUCUGCUGGUGGCAAUCUAACCUCAAAUCGACCAACCUCGAAUCCUCCGAUGCUGAGGGCGGUGGCAAAAACGACCGUGAAUUGUUGCCGGGUUUCAGUGAGUUCAGCUUGGAACUGCUAAAGGUUGCUACUUCUGGCUUCUCUGCCAAUAACAUCGUUUCCGAGCACGGAGAGAAAGCUCCCAAUGUUGUUUAUAAAGGAAUGCUUGAGAAUGACCGCUGGAUCGCCGUCAAGCGUUUCAACAAGUCCGCUUGGCCCGAUUCUCGUCAAUUCCUUGAAGAAGCCAGAGCGGUGGGUCAGCUUCGUAAUGAGCGGUUGGCGAAUCUGAUUGGAUGUUGCUGUGAAGGAGAUGAGAGAUUGCUCGUUGCCGAGUUCAUGCCGAAUGAAACCCUUGCUAAGCAUCUCUUCCAUUGGGAGACCCAGCCCAUGAAAUGGGCCAUGAGGUUGAGGGUUGCCCUGUAUUUGGCACAAGCUUUGGAAUAUUGCAGCAGUAAAGGGCGGGCGCUGUAUCAUGACCUCAAUGCUUAUCGAGUGUUGUUCGAUAAGGAUGGUAAUCCCAGGCUAUCGUGCUUUGGCCUCAUGAAAAAUAGUAGAGAUGGCAAGAGCUACAGUACCAACUUGGCUUUUACUCCUCCAGAGUACUUGAGAACAGGUAGAGUGACACAAGAAAGCGUAGUAUACAGUUUUGGCACUCUUUUGCUUGAUCUUCUCAGUGGGAAACAUAUUCCUCCAAGCCAUGCACUUGACUUAAUACGUGGAAAGAAUUUUUUGAUGUUGAUAGAUUCUUGUUUGGAGGGUCACUUUUCUAAUGAUGAUGGAACUGAAUUGGUUCGAUUAGCUUCUCGUUGUUUACAGUAUGAACCUCGUGAAAGGCCAAAUGUGAAGUCCCUUGUGACUGCCCUUGCUUCACUUCAGAAAGACACAGAGGUCUCUUCAUUUGUCUUGAUGGGUAUUCCACAAGGAACUGAAUCACAGUUGUCAUUAACACCUUUAGGUGAAGCAUGUUCCAGAAAGGAUCUUACUGCCAUACAUGAAAUAUUAGAGAAGGUUGGGUACAAAGAUGAUGAGGGUGUUGCCAAUGAGCUUUCUUUUCAGAUGUGGACCAAUCAAAUGCAAGAAACUUUGAAUUCUAAGAAACGGGGAGAUGCUGCAUUUCGUGCCAAAGACUUUGCAACUGCCAUUGAUUGUUAUACACAGUUUAUUGAUGGCGGGACCAUGAUAUCACCAACCGUGUUUGCUAGACGCUGCUUGUCAUACCUGAUGAGUGACAUGCCACAAGAAGCACUUGGAGAUGCUAUGCAAGCCCAGGUGAUAUCCCCUGAGUGGCCUACUGCUUUCUAUCUUCAAGCAGCUUCUCUCUUCAGUCUUGGGAUGGAUACUGAUGCUCAAGAAACCCUCAAGGACGGUACAGCUUUAGAGGCAAAAAUGAAUAGAAGAAACUGAAAAUGUAUAGGAUUUUUGGUUCUUUUUUUCUUGCUUUCUUUUCCUAGUUAACUUUGUUCUCUUUGUUCUUCGCUGUUGUAUUUAUCUUCUUCCAUUUUUUAAGGAUCCUUCUCAGUUCUGAGUUUUUGGCACACGUGAGGACUCUUCCAAAAUCUGAAAAGCUUUUGUUGGUUCUAAUGUUUAUUUUACAUUGUCACCAUUAAUUCUUUGUUUUUCA
Messenger RNA from Nelumbo nucifera (sacred lotus), 1935 nucleotides. Its product is annotated as serine/threonine-protein kinase BSK5-like. The record is from RefSeq and is a predicted model, not a curated record. Gene Ontology annotation, biological process: protein phosphorylation; brassinosteroid mediated signaling pathway. NCBI's taxonomy places the organism in Eukaryota, Viridiplantae, Streptophyta, Magnoliopsida, Proteales, Nelumbonaceae. Gene Ontology annotation, molecular function: protein binding; ATP binding; protein kinase activity.